Messenger RNA from Vicia faba (fava bean), 2010 nucleotides. Lineage: Eukaryota; Viridiplantae; Streptophyta; Magnoliopsida; Fabales; Fabaceae. The record is from the annotation of a GenBank genome assembly.
AUGGAAGGAGCGCGUGAUAAUAUCAACCGUGUUCGUAGCCAAAAGAAAAGGUUUGCAGUUGUUGGUUUCUCUUCCAUUCUCCUUAUCGCCGUGAUCGGAUCUGUCGCGGUCGGUAUAACGCGCAGCGGCUUAAGAGAACCAGGGGAACAAAAUGGAAAAAUAUUUACAACACAAAGGGAAGUUGACAGGCUAUGUCUAAAAAACCCAGAAUGUCAUACGAGAGUAGGAAGAGUGUUUAGCGGAACAAGUAACACAAAAGAUGGUAUAAAAAAAGUGUUCAUUGCAGCAGCCGGGGAGUUAUCGAAACACACAAACAAUCCAUCUCUUUUUACUGAAUUGGUAAAAGACAACAUGACGAGACAAGCGAUGCGAAUUUGCCACGAAGUAUUGGAUAAUGCUGUUGAUGGAGUUAAUAAAUCUGUUGGGGAAUUAGACAGAUUUGAUUUCAAUAGGUUGAAUGACUUUAUUUUCGAUCUUCAAGUUUGGAUGACUGCUACACUUACAGAUCAACAAACUUGUUUGGAUAGUUUAGAGAAAGCAGACACAAAAGCUAGUCAGAGAAUGGCUCAGGUUAUGAGCACUUCUAUGAAAUUAAGCAAUGAUGCUAUUGACAUGCUUGAUUCACUUUCUGGAUUGCAUAAGAAUUUUGGCCGAACAAUGAGUGGUUUUAAUAGAAGGACUUUAUCCGAUGAAUCAACGAGGCGUGUUAAUAGUUUUCCAACAUGGGUUAGCGAGGGACAAAGACGUCUUCUCGCUGAUCCGAGUGUUAAGCCAGAUGCUAUUGUGGCGCAAGAUGGUAGUGGACAGUUUAAAACGGUCGCUGAAGCUCUUAAGACUGUUCCCGCGAAUAAUGCAAAACCUUUUGUCAUUUAUGUUAAGGCCGGUGUUUAUAAAGAGGUUGUUAAUAUUCCUCUAAAGAUGGAUUAUGUGACAAUCCUAGGUGAUGGUCCUACAAAAACCAAAUUCACAGGUAGCCUCAACUUUGUUGAUGGCGUCCUAACUUAUGAUAGUGCAACAGUUGGUGUGAAUGGUGCAAACUUUGUGGCGAAGGAUAUAGGCAUUGAAAACACAGCAGGACCGAGUAAACAGCAAGCAGUAGCACUAAGAGUUUCAGGAGACAUGGCAGUAUUCUACAACUGUCAAAUAGAUGGUUACCAAGACACACUCUUCGCCCAAUCCCUACGCCAAUACUUUCGCGAUUGUAUCAUCUCGGGUACAAUCGACUUUAUAUUCGGCGACCCCUUCGGAGUUUUCCAAAACUGCAAAAUUAUAGUUAGAAAACCAUUAACAGGCCAAUCAAAUUUAGUAACAGCUGGUGGAAGACUCACAUCAAGCAGCGCAGGUGCACUUGUUUUCCUAAGUUGCCACUUUUCAGGUGAACCAGAAUUAGCAUCGAUGUCACCGAAAAUAUCUUACCUAGGAAGACCAUGGAAAGCAUAUUCCAGAGUUGUGAUAAUGGAUUCAGUCAUAGAUGACAUCUUUCUCCCCCAAGGUUACGAAGCAUGGAUGGGAGUUGAUUUUACCGACACAUCUACUUUUUAUGAGUAUAACAAUAAAGGUCCUGGCGCUGACACGAAAGCAAGAGUGAAAUGGCCUAAUGUUAAAACUAUAACUGCUAAUGAGGCUGCUGCUUUUUACCCUGGUAAAUUUCUUCAGGUUUCUGGUUCACCUUGGAUGACGAGUUCUGGGGUACCUUGUUCCCUUGGUCCUAUGAGCGGUGGUUCUGCUGGUUCUGCGUCUUCGUCUUCUCCAGUUAUUGCGUCUGCACCUUCUCAGUCUUCUUCAUCUUCUCCAGUUACUGCGUCUGCACCUUCUCAGUCUUCUUCAUCUUCUCCAGUUACUGCGUCUGCACCUUCUCAGUCUUCUUCGCCUCCUUCGUCUUCUCCAGUUAAUGCGUCUACGCCUUCUAAGUCUUCUCCACCUUCCGAGGAGUCUAAGUCUUCUGAAGAAUCUAAGUCUUCUUCGUCUUCUGAGGAAUCUAAGUCUUCUGAGAAGUCCGAGGAGUCUUGA